This is a messenger RNA of Colletotrichum costaricense, 1281 nucleotides long. RefSeq lists its product as uncharacterized. NCBI's taxonomy places the organism in Eukaryota, Fungi, Ascomycota, Sordariomycetes, Glomerellales, Glomerellaceae. The coding region runs from base 1 to 1281 and encodes 426 amino acids. The transcript has 3 exons. The record is from RefSeq and is a predicted model, not a curated record.
AUGCCGAACUAUAGUUGUAGCCAGAUUCCCGAGCCCCUCAAAGCAUACGGCGACAUCACAGGACUCGGAGUUGUUCUUGCUUUCACGAUUGCAGCAUGGUCGACGAUCCUAAUAUUAAUCGCUUACUAUCUGUUCGGAUUUGAUCCAAGCCUAAAUCCGUAUCGCAAGAUGACGAAUCAGGGCGAGGAAAUAGUUCCAAUAGCAACACGACAACCCAACCCUGCCGAUCAAAUGAUCUACAAACACACAAAGCGUCUCAGGGGUUGGUUUGGAUAUCACCCAGACGAGACGAGUGGUGUUGAGCAAGCAUUCCACAAAUGUAUUCUUACGCUUGCUGAUACGCAGUUGGUCACCGGCUUAUCCAUCAUGUUGAGCGGGUAUUUUGCUCUCACGCAAGGCCUCUCUGCCUACCACUGGCAGAUGGUGCUUUGUCUCGCAUGGUUCUCAACCAUGACCCAUCUCUCGGCGCUAACUUUCUUACGAACGUACCUUAACAAUCAUCCGGCCGCACGUUUAUGGCGAAUAUUGCUCAUGUCUCUGCUCACUACCACACUGUCAGUUGGUUUAAUCCCUACAGGUCACUUCACCUUCAUCACUAGGCAUACGUUCUCAUCUUGGCUAUCUCCCGAUACACCAGAUCGCAUCGACCUGGGAACUAUUAUAUACCCAGACGAUUGCGAUAAUUUCAAGAAUUCUACCCCGAAAGACUUACAUUGCUGGCUGUCACGCAGCCAAAACUUCCAUAAUGGCAGCAGCCCAUGCGUGACGUUUGGGCUGAACACUUGUACCGUGGACGGUAAACCUGUUAAUCAGUCUACACAUACAGAUCAGAAAGUAACACUUAACUUUCGGACUAAAAGAGACGAAAAACAUAAAUCAGGCUCACCUGGAGUUCUUCCCGAAUCCCCGGCAAUAUGCUUCUUCCGUGGGGGUAUGAUCACUAGGAGUGAAUCGUACUUUUCUCUAGUAGUGUCACUUACUUUACUCACUUAUGGUUAUACCAUAAGGGUAUUCAAGCUCUUUGAGAAGAUCCCCGAAAUAUUUUCCUGGCUCGGAGAAGAAAGACUAGACCACGGAUACCAAGCUCUUCUUCGUGCAUUGAAGCGAAGAUUAUCAGCAAAACCCCCGUCAAACGCCGUUUUGAUAGCUUCGUUGUGCGUACCACUACAAGCUUCCUUAUACCACACAUUGUGUAUAUUAUUGCAGUUGUACACUUCCAUGAUAGCAGAGGUGAGUGAUAUUGCCUCUUUAGUACUUUCAACUUGCGAACGGAACGUCUAA